AUGAGCUCGAAGAAACGCUCAGCAGAAGAGGAGAAUACGCCAUCGAAGGCGGUCGAUAUGGGGCAGGAUACCGCGCGCGCGGUUGCGGGAGCGGAGGAGAUGGGAGAGUUCGAAGAUAGGUGGGAGGACGAGAUUGAGGCCGAGGUGGUUGACGGUGAUGCUAUGGAGGAGGAGGGCGAUGAAUUCACCCAUGCCCCCGAAGACGAAGACGCCCCCGAGCCCAAGAAACAGACGUACCUCCCCGGCGUCGCCAUGGGCCCCAACGAGCAACUCGUCGCCGACAACUCGGUCUAUCCGUGCCUGCACGCGCUGUCGUAUGCGUGGCCGUGCCUCUCGUUUGACAUCCUGAAAGACGAUCUCGGGGUCGACCGUACCGGGUUCCCCCAAACCGCCUGGCUCGUGGCCGGCACCCAAGCCGGCGAUAUCCCCGGCCAAGGCCGCGCCAAGGACGAGGUGGUGGUCAUGCGUCUCUCUGGCCUUUCGAGGACUCAACACGACGACGACUCGGACGGAGAAGCAGACGACGACGAGGUCGACGAAGAUGCAAAGCUCGACUUUCUCACUUUACCCCACGUUGGAGCCGUCAACCGAAUCCGCGCGGCUCCAGCCACUCCCGGAAACUUGCCCAAUCCCUACCAUGUCGCGUCGUUCAGCGAGACGGGCAAAGUCCAUAUUUGGGACGUAAAGCCUCUCAUCGACACUCUUUCCGGAGGAGGCAAGCCACGCCAAAAGACCCCCGUUCACACUAUUACUGCCCAUGGCCGGGCUGAGGGAUACGCGGUCGAGUGGGGCCGUUCGGGCCUGUUGACUGGCGACAUUGACUCCAAGAUCUACCUCACUACCACUACGCCGACCGGAUUCUCUACUUCCCAAGCAUACACGAGCCACACUUCGAGUGUCGAGGACCUGCAGUGGUCCCCCGCCGAGCCGACUGUCUUUGCCAGUGCUAGUGCCGACCGCACUGUACGUGUUUGGGACGUUAGGACCAAGAGCCGCAAGUGUGCGGUCAGUGUGCGGGCGCACGACGACGACGUCAAUGUCAUUUCGUGGAAUCGGAACGUCGAUUACCUUCUCGUUUCCGGGGGAGACGAAGGCGCUGUCAAGGUCUGGGACCUGCGGAUGUUCAAGUCAAAACCCAAGCCCGUCGCCCACUUUACGUGGCACACUGCACCCAUCACGUCGGUCGAGUGGCAUCCCUCUGAUCCGUCCGUGUUCGCGGCGUCGGGCGCCGACGACCAGGUCACGCUCUGGGAUCUCUCGGUCGAGGGUGACGACGAGCAGGCUGGCGACGCGCCCGUCGGGCCUGAUGGGCGCGUUCUCGACGUGCCGCCCCAGCUACUGUUCGUCCACCAGGGUCAGAAAGACGUCAAGGAGCUGCACUGGCACCCGCAAGUGCCGGGCAUGGUGGUGACUACUGCCGCGGACGGGUUUAAUGUGUUCAAGACGAUCUCGGUUUAG
Cutaneotrichosporon cavernicola is the source of this 1458-nucleotide messenger RNA. RefSeq lists its product as uncharacterized. Gene Ontology annotation, biological process: ribosome biogenesis. Gene Ontology annotation, molecular function: protein binding. Gene Ontology annotation, cellular component: nucleolus. The coding region runs from base 1 to 1458 and encodes 485 amino acids. The transcript is spliced from 3 exons. Lineage: Eukaryota; Fungi; Basidiomycota; Tremellomycetes; Trichosporonales; Trichosporonaceae. The record is from RefSeq and is a predicted model, not a curated record.